AUGGCGUCUACCCAGCAGAUUGCGGAGCUGAGCCGCAAGAUUUUCCAGCGUCUACCGCAGCGCAACAUCCCGUCGGGCAACAAGGUUAUCAGCAAGCAGCUUAAGGGCGACAAGGUGGCCUCAUGGUUCAACAAGCCGCUGCUACUGCGUCUCGGCGGCGACGACCCCAACUUUGAGAUUCUGAACGAGGAGCGUCUGGGCAAGCUCGACCAGAUGAAGCGACGGGGUAAGUCCAUCCCCAAGAAGGGAGCAGGCAAGCGUUCGAAGAAACUGCACAGCGCAUUCUUCAAAAGCAGCUUUAGGUACAGCAAGGACACCAAGGACAUCUACAACAAUGGGAGCCAACGGACAGGCAGUGCAGACGAUGAACAAGAAGAAGGUGAAGCUUCUCAACAAGAAACGCGCCGAGAUCCGCAACCAGAAGAAGGUGGCGGUGCUUCAGAAGGGCAAGCGCACAGUGCUGCGCAAACACCGGCCAUCCAAGAAGAAGCAGCAGAAGGACGCCAAGCGCCAUCGCAUUUACGUGGAGGCCGAGAAGGCUAA
Molecule: messenger RNA, 543 nt
Organism: Phytophthora nicotianae INRA-310
Lineage: Eukaryota; Oomycota; Peronosporomycetes; Peronosporales; Peronosporaceae
Exons: 2
Coding region: 1-543 (180 amino acids)
Source: RefSeq, a predicted model, not a curated record